Messenger RNA from Octodon degus (degu), 4567 nucleotides. RefSeq names its product EPH receptor B2 (gene Ephb2). Gene Ontology annotation, cellular component: plasma membrane; neuron projection. Gene Ontology annotation, biological process: protein phosphorylation; angiogenesis; axon guidance. The record is from RefSeq and is a predicted model, not a curated record. Lineage: Eukaryota; Metazoa; Chordata; Mammalia; Rodentia; Octodontidae. Gene Ontology annotation, molecular function: protein binding; ATP binding; transmembrane-ephrin receptor activity. The transcript has 15 exons. Bases 17 to 2911 code for a protein of 964 amino acids.
CCCUCCAGAAACGCUGAUGGACUCCACUACCGCAACGGCUGAGCUGGGCUGGAUGGUGCAUCCCCCAUCAGGGUGGGAAGAGGUGAGCGGCUAUGACGAGAACAUGAACACAAUCCGCACAUACCAGGUGUGCAACGUGUUUGAGUCAAGCCAGAACAACUGGUUACGGACCAAGUUCAUCCGGCGCCGUGGUGCCCACCGCAUCCAUGUGGAGAUGAAGUUCUCGGUGCGUGACUGUAGCAGCAUCCCCAGUGUGCCUGGCUCCUGCAAGGAGACCUUCAACCUCUAUUACUAUGAGGCUGACUUUGACUCGGCCACCAAGACCUUCCCCAGCUGGAUGGAGAAUCCGUGGGUGAAGGUGGACACCAUCGCAGCUGAUGAGAGCUUCUCUCAGGUAGACCUGGGCGGCCGGGUCAUGAAGAUCAACACUGAGGUGCGGAGCUUUGGACCUGUGUCCCGCAGUGGCUUCUACCUGGCCUUCCAAGACUAUGGUGGCUGCAUGUCCCUCAUUGCUGUGCGUGUCUUCUAUCGAAAGUGUCCCCGCGUCAUCCAGAAUGGUGCCAUCUUCCAGGAGACGCUGUCUGGGGCUGAGAGCACGUCCCUGGUAGCUGCCCGGGGCAGCUGCAUUGCCAAUGCCGAAGAGGUGGAUGUGCCCAUCAAGUUGUACUGUAAUGGGGAUGGCGAGUGGCUGGUGCCCAUCGGGCGCUGCAUGUGCAAAGCAGGCUUCGAGGCUGUGGAGAAUGGCACUGUCUGCAGAGGCUGCCCUUCUGGAACCUUCAAGCCCAACCAGGGCGAUGAGGCCUGCACACACUGCCCCAUCAACAGCCGCACCACUUCCGAGGGGGCCACCAACUGCGUCUGCCGCAACGGCUACUACAGAGCGGACCUGGACCCCCUGGACAUGCCCUGUACCACCAUCCCCUCCGCCCCUCAGGCUGUGAUCUCCAGCGUCAAUGAGACCUCCCUCGUGCUGGAGUGGACCCCUCCCCGCGACUCCGGAGGCCGUGAGGACCUGGUCUACAACAUCAUCUGCAAGAGCUGCGGCUCAGGCCGGGGCGCCUGCACCCGCUGUGGCGACAAUGUACAGUACGCACCCCGCCAGCUGGGGCUGACCGAGCCACGCAUCUACAUCAGCGACCUGCUAGCCCACACCCAGUACACCUUCGAGAUCCAGGCGGUGAACGGAGUCACUGACCAGAGCCCUUUCUCGCCGCAGUUCGCCUCUGUGAACAUCACCACCAACCAAGCAGCGCCAUCAGCCGUAUCCAUCAUGCAUCAGGUGAGCCGCACUGUGGACAGCAUCACCCUGUCGUGGUCCCAGCCAGACCAGCCCAACGGCGUGAUCCUGGACUAUGAGCUGCAGUACUAUGAGAAGGAGCUCAGUGAGUACAACGCCACAGCCAUAAAAAGCCCCACCAACACGGUCACUGUGCAGGGCCUCAAAGCCGGCGCCAUCUAUGUCUUCCAGGUGCGGGCACGCACCGUGGCAGGCUAUGGGCGCUACAGCGGCAAGAUGUACUUCCAGACCAUGACGGAAGCCGAGUACCAGACCAGCAUCCAGGAGAAGCUGCCUCUCAUCAUCGGCUCCUCGGCCGCCGGCCUGGUCUUCCUCAUUGCCGUGGUUGUCAUAGCCAUCGUGUGUAACAGAAGACGGGGGUUUGAGCGUGCCGAUUCAGAGUACACGGACAAGCUGCAGCACUACACCAGCGGCCACAUGACCCCAGGCAUGAAGAUCUACAUCGACCCUUUCACCUAUGAAGACCCCAAUGAGGCAGUGCGGGAGUUUGCCAAGGAAAUUGACAUAUCCUGUGUCAAAAUCGAGCAGGUGAUCGGAGCAGGGGAGUUUGGAGAGGUCUGCAGUGGCCACCUGAAGCUGCCAGGCAAGAGAGAGAUCUUUGUGGCCAUCAAGACACUCAAGUCAGGCUACACAGAGAAGCAGCGGCGGGACUUCCUGAGCGAGGCAUCCAUCAUGGGCCAGUUCGACCACCCCAAUGUCAUCCACCUGGAGGGCGUCGUCACCAAGAGCACGCCUGUGAUGAUCAUCACCGAGUUCAUGGAGAAUGGCUCCCUCGACUCCUUCCUCCGGCAAAACGAUGGGCAAUUCACAGUCAUCCAGCUGGUGGGCAUGCUACGGGGCAUCGCAGCGGGCAUGAAGUACCUGGCAGACAUGAACUACGUGCACCGUGACCUGGCUGCCCGCAACAUCCUUGUCAACAGCAACCUGGUCUGCAAGGUGUCUGACUUUGGGCUCUCGCGAUUUCUAGAGGAUGACACCUCAGACCCCACCUACACCAGUGCCCUGGGCGGGAAGAUCCCUAUCCGCUGGACAGCUCCAGAAGCCAUCCAGUACCGGAAGUUCACCUCAGCCAGCGAUGUGUGGAGCUAUGGUAUCGUCAUGUGGGAGGUGAUGUCCUACGGGGAGCGGCCCUACUGGGACAUGACCAACCAGGACGUCAUCAAUGCCAUUGAGCAGGACUACAGGCUACCACCACCCAUGGACUGUCCCAGUGCCCUCCACCAGCUCAUGCUUGACUGCUGGCAGAAAGACCGGAACCACCGGCCCAAGUUCGGCCAGAUUGUCAACACAUUGGACAAGAUGAUCCGAAACCCCAACAGCCUCAAAGCUAUGGCACCCCUUUCCUCUGGCAUCAACCUGCCGCUGCUGGACCGCACGAUCCCUGACUACACCAGCUUUAACACGGUGGACGAGUGGCUGGAGGCCAUCAAGAUGGGGCAGUACAAGGAGAGCUUCGCCAGUGCCGGCUUCACCUCCUUCGACGUCGUGUCUCAGAUGAUGAUGGAGGACAUUCUACGGGUUGGGGUCACCCUGGCGGGCCACCAGAAAAAAAUCCUGAACAGUAUCCAGGUGAUGAGGGCCCAGAUGAACCAGAUCCAGUCUGUGGAGGUCUGACGCUCGCCUGCCUCGGCUCGCCUCUUCCUCUGGCCGCCCCCUCCGCCCCACACCGGCCCCCUGGUGCUCCGUUCUCCGCAGGGUCGGCAGCCCGCCUCCGGGAGAGCACGGGCAGCAGGAAGAACCAAGCAGUGCUCCAGCCAGGAGAUGUCACCGAGAACACGUGCAGCUCAAAUGACAGAAUCAAAAGGGAAUGGGGGAUAAAGAAACAAGAUUCGGGAGGGGGCGGGAAAUACAAGGAAUAUUUUUAAAAGAGAAUUCUCAUAAGGAAAGCGAUGAUGGUUCUUGGGAGAAAAAUAAGGCUUGGGAGAUCCAUGCGACUUGUCCAAUCGGAGACCAAAAGCAGUUUCUCUUCAACUCCUUCUGGGAAGAUGACCUGGCCAGAGCCGAGAAACACUUUCAGGAAAACAAAUGUGAAGGGGAGAGAUGGACAGGCUGCCCUUCUCUCCUGUCCUUGGGCCGCUCUUGGGGGCCUCACUCAACAGCCGAGCACCAGACAGAGAGGGCAGGCUGGCAGGUGGCCGGCCCAAGACCACUCUGGAAGAAUUUAGCCAGCUGCCGCCAGGCACAGAGAAGAAGUUUUCUGUCUUUGGAGAGUAUUUUAAAUCUCCAAUGAGAGACUGUUUCUGCUGUUGCUUCACGGGGCUACAAAGGGGCUCUUGUCCUCCUGGGCCACGGAGAGCAGGGGCCACCAGGCAAGUGGCCUUCCUGAAGACAGCCACCCCAGGCCUGCAGCUCUGCAUGCCAGCAGCUGACCUACCUGGGUGCCCACUCCUACGGGUCCCCACUGGAGGACGGAUGCUGCAGAGACUGUCAUCAGCGACGACUGCCACUGAGAAGGGUUGACCUUGCAACUGGGUUUGUUUACAGCGAUUCGUGGACUCUGGGGUAUUUUGGUCAGGGGUGGUUUUGGUUUGGGGGGUUUGUUGGUUGGGAGUUUUUUUUUGUUGUUGUUUUUUGUUUUUUGUUUUUUAAUGACAAUGAAGUGACACUUUGACAUUUCCUACCUUUUGAGGACUUGAUCCUUCUCCAGGAAGAAGGUGCUUUCUGCUUACUGACUUAGGCAAUACAGCAAGGGCGAGAUUUUAUAUGCACAUUUCUGGAUUUUUUUAUAUGGUUUUCAUUGACACCCUUCCCUCCUCCUCCUCCUCCUCCCACCUGCUACCAGGCCUCACCAAAGCCAACUGCCACGGGGCCAUCUGGGGCAUUCAGAGACUCAUGUGAGCCCUGGGGGCAUGGGGGGAGGUGCCAGGGUAGAGGAAUGCCCCACCCAGGACUGCUGUUAUAGGUGGCAGGUUGAGGCAGAAGUGGGCUUUGAGGCAGGAAGGCCUUGCCUGCUUUCCUGCUCCCCCUCAGCCCACUCUAUCCAGUACUUCCCAGGGACACAAGCCCCUUCAAGGUUCCUGAGUGCCCCCAGAUGACCAAGCCCAGCUUUGCCUCUGGGAGCCUGAACAGGCUGCCUGGGAGGCCAGGACCCAGAUCAUUCACUGUGAUACCCCAGCCCCACAGAAGUGCCCUCCAGGACAAGGGCAGCUUGCGCCUCCAGCUGGGGGAGGAAGUGUGUGACUCCCUCCCAUUUCCCCCAUCCCUCUCUACCAGGCCUUUGCCCAGGCCCGAAGGCCUUGGCCACAGGGAGACUAUCAGCCAGGACCUGGC